Messenger RNA from Solea senegalensis (Senegalese sole), 2635 nucleotides. RefSeq names its product chondroadherin-like b (gene chadlb). The transcript is spliced from 11 exons. Gene Ontology annotation, cellular component: extracellular matrix. The coding region runs from base 18 to 2372 and encodes 784 amino acids. Lineage: Eukaryota; Metazoa; Chordata; Actinopteri; Pleuronectiformes; Soleidae. The record is from RefSeq and is a predicted model, not a curated record. Gene Ontology annotation, molecular function: protein binding.
GCCGAGAGUGAGCGGACAUGGUGAGAGCUUCAAUGGCCAGUAAAGGACCUGCAGCCGGACUGAAACUCAGCAAAACUAUGAUGUUUCCCCAUCUCUGGGCUCCACUGCUCCACCUGCUGCUCCUCUGCAUCUCUGCAGCACACGCUGCUAAAUGUCCACAGCAGUGUGUGUGUGACCAGAUCCAGCUCACCGUCGCCUGCGUCAACAAGAACCUCACCCAAGUUCCUCCUACUCUAGAUGAGAUCACAGUGAAGUUAGAUCUUAGAGGAAAUGACAUCCAGGAACUUCCCAGUGGGGCUUUCAAACACACGCCCUACCUGACUCACCUGUCACUGCAGCGCUCCAACAUCCGCAGGGUGAAGGAGGGUGCUUUUCGUGGCCUUGGUCGCUUGGUCUUCCUUAAUCUGGCCAACAACAACAUUGAAAUCCUCUACCAGGAGUCAUUUGAUGGUCUGUCCUCACUGAAGCAGCUCUUGAUUGACCGUAACCGUGUGGAAGAGAUUCAACCUGGAGCUUUCUCUCAGCUGGGCCUCCUCAACCUGCUCUCCAUUACGCACAAUCAACUCGUCUACAUCCCCAAUAUGGCCUUCCAGGGUUUGCAGAACAUCAAAUGGCUUCGUCUCAGUCACAACUCUCUAAACUACCUGGACACGGAGGCCUUCGCUAGUCUGUUCACACUCAACCGUCUCAGUCUGGACCACAACGAGCUGCAGUUCUUCCCCACUGAGACCAUGACCAGACUGCAAGAGGUGACCCGUCUGGAUCUGAGCUAUAACCCCAUGACUUACCUCGGAGAAGAAGUAGUGUCCAUGGCCAAGCUCACCCACUUGUUCCUGGACCACAUGUCCCUUCAGGACAUGGCCAACACUGCGGUUUCCAAAUCCCCCAGCCUCAUCCACCUAGACAUCAGCUACAACCAGCUACGUGUCAUCCAGCCUUUCUCUGAAGGGUCAGCAAACCUGGCACGCCUCAACCUGGCCGGGAACCCCAUCUACUGCAACUGCUAUCUGCGACCACUCAGGGAGUGGGCAAUCCGCAGCAAGGUGAAGCUGAUGGGGACGUGUGGAGGACCAGCUCAUUUCUCUGGAGAAAACCUGGACACAGUCUACCCUUCACAGCUGCGCUGCCAGAGCCAGGAGGCCAUGCUGAAGGCCGAGUUUGAGGAGGCAUCCAGGAUUACUCCACCACCCACUCAAGAGCCAGAGAACAAAAUAAAGUGUCCUGCCAACUGUGUCUGCGAGGCUGAGACGCACCACUCUUCCUGUGAAAACCGUGGUCACUCAAAAGUUCCCCGGGGUUUCUCUCCCGCCACGCGUUUCCUCGACCUGCGUGGCAACCACUUCCACUACAUUCCCAGCAACAGCUUCCCUGGUGUUGCCCAGGUUGUGUCUCUGCACCUGCAGCGCUGCAAGAUUGUGGAGGUGGAGGACGGCGCUUUCAGUGGGAUGAAGGGACUGAUCUACCUGUACCUGUCAGAGAAUGACCUCACUUCCCUCAGCCCUGAUGCCUUUAAAGGUCUCCCUCAGCUGACUUACCUGCAUCUGGAGAAAAACCGCUUUACUAUCUUCCCCAAAGGAGCCUUUAAUCCGGUGCCCAGCCUGCUGGCACUUCACUUGGAGAACAACGCCAUCACCAAGCUAGAAGCGGGCAUCUUGAUCGGAGCUGAGGGUCUCAGGUCUCUGUACCUCACUGGAAAUGCCAUCGGUAACAUGUCGCCCAAAGCUCUGGACCAAGCCACUGACCUUGAUACACUUCACCUGGGAGGAAACAAGUUGAAGGAGGUGCCCACCGAAGCACUGAGCAGGGUGGAGAACCUCAGAGACCUGAGGUUGUCUGGGAAUUCCAUCCGCUGGGUGGGGCCAAAUGCUUUCCGACCUCUGGAGAGCUCACUGAAGGAGCUGUAUCUGGAUAACAUGGGACUGGAGAAGAUGUCACAGAACUCUCUGGCAGGUCUGGGUCCAGGGUUGAGGAGUCUCUUCCUGGAGGGCAACCAGCUGGAAGAGGUGCCUGACCUCCACCCUCUCACCUCUCUGGAGGUCAUCAACCUGGCUGACAAUCCUAUGAUGUGUGACUGCCCCCUGCUGCCACUACGCUUAUGGAUCGAAAAGGUCAACCUGAAGGUACGAGCCACCUGUGCCAAUCCUCCCGAGCUGAGGGGUCGCAGGGUCAAGGACGUCCACGUCUUCAAAGCCUGCCCCGGAGGAGAGGGUCUCCCCUCCACCCCAACUGUCACCCCAAAGUCCACCAUGGCACCCAAACCUAAGCUGAUGCACAUCAAAAAGCCCAAAUCCAAAUCCAGACCUCGCAAGAGUCCAAACACCAGAGCAGCAGCAGCAGCAGCCAAGAAAGCAAAGAGAAGAAGCAUGGCGUGAGUCUCAGCUGGCUUCUGAGGAGAUAUUCUGAGGCCAGGGCUUCCAAAAACUGACCACAUGUAAAGAAGUAUUACACCACAUCUGCCACUUUUCAUAGACAUUUUACAGCAUUAUCUUUUCUAGGAAAUCUAGAAUCAACCAAAGACGUUUAACUCAUCAGGUUUGCUGGAAGUUUUAGUGUCUCCAUGAAAGUUAACAUUGACAGUAGGACUGCAACAAUCAAUUGAUUAUUAAAUUCAUCGUCAACUAUUUUGAUAAUUGAA